Molecule: messenger RNA, 2491 nt
Organism: Anopheles stephensi (Asian malaria mosquito)
Lineage: Eukaryota; Metazoa; Arthropoda; Insecta; Diptera; Culicidae
Gene: cry
Product: cryptochrome-1
Exons: 6
Coding region: 252-1892 (546 amino acids)
Biological process (GO): entrainment of circadian clock by photoperiod; circadian regulation of gene expression
Cellular component (GO): cytoplasm; nucleus
Molecular function (GO): DNA binding; FAD binding
Source: RefSeq, a predicted model, not a curated record
AAUUUGUGGUUUCUCAUUUAAAGGAAGCUCAAGCUCUGUGUCGUGCAAGCAGUCGGUGAGAAUCAGUACAAGUGCCUGUUGCCAUAACGAUCGAGAAGCAAAAGGAAAGCAAGAAUUGGUCCAGACCUUUUUCGAAAAAAUAUAUUUUAUCGCCUGUGCAAACAAAUACGCAGUUGCCGUGGUUCGAUAAGGAGUCCGCUAGGCGGCGCGUGUAAAGAAAGUGCGUGCGUGCGUGAGUGCGUGAAAAAAAAAUGACAAUCAAUAAUAUAUUGUGGUUCCGCCAUGGGCUUCGGUUACACGAUAAUCCGAGCCUGCUGGAAGCGCUCCGGAGCGAUUGCAUGAGCCAGUCCAGCGAGGCGGUGAAACUGUUCCCGAUCUUCAUAUUCGAUGGGGAAAGUGCUGGCACCCGCAUCGUCGGGUACAACCGGAUGAAGUUUCUGCUGGAAUCGUUGGCCGACCUUGACCGACAGUUCCGCGAUCUUGGCGGGCAGCUGCUGGUGUUCCGGGGCGAUAGCGUCACCGUGCUGCGCCGUCUGUUCGAGGAGCUGAACAUCAAGAAGCUGUGCUUCGAGCAGGACUGCGAACCGAUCUGGAAGGAGCGUGACGAUGGGGUGUCGCAGCUGUGCCAGAAGAUGGACGUCCGGUGCGUGGAGAGCGUUUCGCACACGCUCUGGAACCCGAACGAGGUGAUACAGACGAACGGAGACAUUCCACCACUCACGUAUCAGAUGUUUUUGCACACCGUAAACAUCAUUGGAGAACCACCCCGUCCGGUCGGUGCACCCAACUUCGAGUACAUCGAGUUCGGCCGCAUCCCGGCAAUACUCGGUUCCGAGCUGAAGCUGUGCCACCAGAUACCGGCCCCGGAGGAUUUCGGCAUUUACUACGAGGGCAACGCGAAAAUUGCCUUCCAAAAGUGGAUCGGUGGCGAGACGCGUGCCCUGGAAGCGCUGGGCGCACGGCUAAAGCAGGAAGAGGAAGCAUUCCGCGAGGGCUACUACUUGCCGACGCAGGCCAAACCGGAGAUUUUGGGCCCGGCCACGUCCAUGAGCGCUGCCCUGCGGUUCGGUUGCCUGUCCGUGCGCAUGUUCUACUGGUGCGUGCACGAUUUGUUCGAGCGGGUGCAAUCGCACAGCCAGUUCAAGUACCCGGGCGGACACCACAUUACCGGGCAGCUUAUAUGGCGCGAAUACUUCUACACGAUGUCGGUCCAGAACCCGUACUAUGGCGAGAUGGAGCGCAAUCCGAUCUGUCUGAACAUUCCGUGGUACGCGCCGGAAGAUGAUUCGCUCGCCCGGUGGAAGGAGGGCCGGACCGGCUUCCCGAUGAUUGAUGCGGCCAUGCGGCAACUGCUGGCGGAAGGUUGGCUGCAUCACAUAUUGCGCAACAUUACCGCGACCUUUCUCACGCGCGGAGGACUUUGGUUAAGCUGGGAGGCAGGAUUGCAACACUUCCUGAAGUACCUGCUGGAUGCGGACUGGUCCGUGUGUGCCGGCAACUGGAUGUGGGUAUCUUCGUCCGCCUUCGAGCGGCUGCUCGAUUCGUCCAAGUGUACCUGCCCGAUCGCACUCGCUCGCCGGCUCGAUCCGAAGGGUGACUACGUCAAACGGUAUCUACCCGAGCUGGCCAACUAUCCGGUGCAGUUUGUGCACGAACCAUGGAAAGCUUCCCGGGAGCAGCAGAUCGAGUAUGGGUGCGUGAUUGGACAGCACUAUCCGGCGCCCAUGAUCGAUCUGGCGAUCGUUUCCAAGCGCAAUGCGCACACGAUGGCCACGCUCAGGGACAAGCUGGUCGAUGGUGGGGCUUCCACACCGCCCCAUUGUCGCCCGUCGGACAUUGACGAGAUACGGCAAUUCUUCUGGCUGGCGGAUGAUGCCGUGACGGAAGCAUAAAACGGAAACACCUGGCUCUAAAAACCAUAACCGACAGGGAUAACCGCUGUCGGAUUUCGGGGCCUGGAUUUUUAAACGGACGUUGAUUGGAUUGCAGAUUGGGACCUCGAAGAGUGUCUGUGUUACUGAUGAUGUUUUCCGACGGUGUUAUGUUAAUGGGAUCUUUUGGCGAUGGAUAGAGCUUAUAUAUGUACGUGGUGUAAUCUUUGUUUUCACAUAGAAUGUAAAACCGAAAGGACAACGCAAGCGGGAAUCCAUCCUGUAUGCUGAGGCCUUUAUAUUUUACGAUAUAAAGUGUCCAUUUUCUUGAUAAGAACUGUACGUGUAUGUAGAUUAUACAAUGCACUAUUCUUCCCCCCCUUCCCACAAAACGCGCUCGGGACCACACACAGCCCGGAAAGUUCGAAUCUAAUUCGCCUCCUGCCGGGUGGGUGCCGAGUGUGGCGGUGGUGGGGAGUAGGCUGGACUUACAAACGCGUCAACGAUGCCGACCAGAAUCAACGGGACGGAAAUGUUCUCAAUUUGAAAAUGUAUACCAAAUAUGUUAUCGUGGAAAAAAAACAAUAAAUAAAACAAAUGCAUUGUUAAUAUAAAACGUA